This is a messenger RNA of Laccaria bicolor S238N-H82, 642 nucleotides long. RefSeq lists its product as uncharacterized. The transcript is spliced from 7 exons. The record is from RefSeq and is a predicted model, not a curated record. Bases 1 to 642 code for a protein of 213 amino acids. Lineage: Eukaryota; Fungi; Basidiomycota; Agaricomycetes; Agaricales; Hydnangiaceae.
AUGGAUCUGACUACAUCGCAACUCUACCCCUUGGCUUGGGUGACCCUUUUGGGUCUCUACUGCUCGGCGGAAAUCGCGAUCGAACCCAAAUUGACUUCAUUCCACGAACACUUCCAUCUCAACAUCAUCUCCAAAUACCAACCAAUCCAAGCCGAAGCAGUCCCGAAGGGUACGCUCGUUAUACUGUAUUAUGGCGUCGGUAUUUGGUCCCUUUUAAAUUACGGUUGUGGAUUCCAAUCACCAAUCACAAUGAUAGUCCUCCUCACCGAAGGCGACGAACGCUCUCCCUUGAAAACCACCCCGCCCCAACUUCCCUCACAAUUUCAAGCACCGGCGCCUCCGCCCUACUCACCCCCCGCUAACGCUCAUGGCCAAGGUUUACUAGGACGCCCAACACCAACCUUCUGCCAAUCACUCCACCGUGACAUCCACUCACACGACCAACCAUCCGGCUCCGUCUCACAACGCACCUCCCGGAGAUUCAUACAUAGUGUGGAUAUUGCUGCGAGGGUCGACAGGAGUAAGAUUAAUUUGGGGGAUUAUCAUGGGUAUUCGGUUGAGCUUUCUUGGGUCAUCUCCAAGACGAGCACCGACGGUAUCUACGCCGUCGCCUUGUGCCCCUUCGUUGGUGCCGGGCGGUGA